Pseudoliparis swirei is the source of this 5654-nucleotide messenger RNA. RefSeq names its product hyccin 2-like. Gene Ontology annotation, biological process: phosphatidylinositol phosphate biosynthetic process; protein localization to plasma membrane. The coding region runs from base 345 to 2120 and encodes 591 amino acids. Lineage: Eukaryota; Metazoa; Chordata; Actinopteri; Perciformes; Liparidae. The transcript is spliced from 12 exons. The record is from RefSeq and is a predicted model, not a curated record. Gene Ontology annotation, cellular component: plasma membrane.
CUCUGUGCUCACCAAAGCGCACCGAGUUCGGCUCACUCUGGCCAAUCGUGUCGCGCUGUGCUUCAGCACCAUUGCAGUGUGGAGAGAUCUUACGGAGGUGUCGCUUGCUGAAAGAGAGGGGCCAUUUAGAAGAAAGACACUCGACCUGGGUGACCGCCCUGAGCAAACACCGCCCCUACUUCCCGAUACAGUCACCGCGUGACAUUGCCGCGAGCAGCUUCAGUCCGGGUGACCCUCAGUGAUUGACCGAUGUGUGACGCUGUGGAGAACCAUUUGCCUCUCCUCGUGGAGAUCUGAGUUCUGGGACACUGAGGCAGCCAAGGGGGGGGGGGUCUCUGAGGAAGAUGCUGGGUUCAGAGCGCAGUGUUGUCGAAGAAUGGCUCUCAGAAUUCAAGUCCUUACCAGAAACCCGCAGCCCCAGCUACGCCGACAACCUUCAUCUCAAGAAGUCCUUAGUGCCAGCUCUCUACAGAGUCAUCCAGGACCCCAACAAUGAGCUGCUGGAGCCUGUCUGCCACCAACUGUUUGAGAUGUACCGGAGCUCUGAAGACCGCCUGCGCCGCUUCACCCUCCAGUUCCUGCCUGAGCUGGUGUGGGUAUAUCUGCGCGUCACAGCCAGCCGGGAUCGCCAGAGCAACGGGUGCAUUGAGGCCCUCCUCCUGGGCAUCUAUAACCUGGAGAUCGUGGACAAAGAUGGCAACAGCAAGCUCCUCUCCUUCACCAUCCCCUCUCUGUCCAAACCAUCGAUAUAUCACGAGCCUUCUAGCCUGGGGUCCAUGGCAUUGACGGAGGGGGCCCUCUGUCAACAUGACCUGAUCAAAGUGGUGUACAGCGGCCUCCACCCACAGAGGGAGACCUUCACAGCUCAGAACAGGUUUGAGGUGCUGUGCUUCCUCAUGCUCUGCUACAACUCUGCGGUGGUGUACAUGCCCCUAUCUUCCUAUCAGUCUGUCUGCAGAAUGAGCUCACGGCUGUGUGUAUGUGGCUUCCCCCGACAGCAGCAGAAGCUUUGGAGGGCACCGUGCAACCGCGUGCUGCUGGACCCCGAGUUCAUGGUGCAGAUGCUGACCGCCAUUUAUCACGCCAUAUACAAUGGAGAGUGGGCGAUGGGGCGGGAAGCUUUGGAGGACAUUCUGUACCGAGCCCAGCUGGAGCUUUACUCCCAGCCUCUCUUGCUGGCGAAUGCCAUGAAGAACUCUCUGCCAGCCAGCGCUCCCGAUGAGCCGCGUGGGCGCAAAGUGCUCCAAGUGGAGGUGACCCCCACCAGCAGCCGCAUCUCUAUCUCAGCCAUCACGACUGCUUCCAUACGACGCCACCGCUGGAAGAGAGACGAUGCUGACGGGAUGAGCGGGGAAGAUUCUUUCAACAUCAACGACCCGGACGAGGGUUUCUCCUCCGGGGCGUCCAACAGCAGCCAGCCCUGCGCCACCAAGGCGGGGGGCAGCGUGGGGCCGAGGGGCGGCAGCCUGAACAGCAGCAGCAGCAUCAAGAAAGCCAUCACGGCCCGGCUGUCUCGGGAGAAGGACCGGGAGAAGGACCGGGAGAAGGACCGGGAGAGGGAACGAGAGAAGGACCGGGAACGGGAGAGGGAACGGGAGAGGGAACGAGAGAGGGAACGAGAGAGGGAACGAGAGAUUGAACAGGAGAGGGAACGAGAGAUUGAACAGGAGAGGGAACAGGAGAGGGAACGAGAGAAGGAACAGGAGAGGGAGGCAGAUUUGGCAGCGGAUCACCAGGCUGCUGUGAGGAGGCACCAGAAGCUGCAGUCGCCUCCAGCCAGCAUCAAUCUGGAUGACAUCCACCUGAGCCCCAUAAAGAAGCGCCUGAGCUUCCCCGUGGGGCCCUCGUUGGUGCGGACUGGCAGCACCUUCUCCAGCAAGUCCUUUGACUGCAUGAAUUUCAACCUGACGGGAGGUCAUGAUGAGCGAGAGUCGGCGGGGGGCUCUGAGAAAGAAGGGAGGCGUCCAGCAGGCAGCUCCCACCGCCACUCCAGCAUUAGCCUGCAGGAGGAGCCCCUCAUCAGGCCAGAGGACCCCCAGGACCGCCUGUCUCCAGGAGCUCCUCUCACCAAGCAGUCCCGCUCCCCCAGUUUCAACAUGCAGAUCAUAUCACAGGUCUAACACAAUGCAGACACACUCACACACACACACACACGUACAGGAAAAUACCGGUUCAUAACACUCACACUGCAACUUUUAACAAUCCUACUAUGACAACUUCUGUCUACCUAUCUGUAUUGGUGUGUGUGUGUGCGUGCAUGUGUGUUUGUUUGUGCUCAGGCGUUGUGUCUCCACUCUUUUAACGUCUAUUGCAAUCUUGACCGGCAGUGGUUGCUGGUGUAGUAACUGACGACUGCCCGCUGCUGUAACUCCAGUCCAGCGUGUCACUGCAUCCUCCCUUCUGACCGAGCGGAGCAUUCCACGUAGACACUUGCCUCAGGAGGACACGUUGAGAGAAGACUCGUAAGGAGGCCACGCGAGCUGCAGAUCUAUAUAUGACAUUUCAGAAUUGAUAGUUCCUGAAAUGAAUCGGCAAUAAAAACUUACUGUCGCUCAUGUUUGAGAAGAGUGAGGAUUAUUGCUCUUUCUCUUCAUUCCUCCCCCGUUCAUUCCCGGGCUCACGUGCAAUCAAUCUAGCGGAUUAUCUUCCUUGUUAAUUGUUGUUUUUAAUGAGGCAUAAAUGGUUUUAAUGAAUAAAAAUCCAUUUAAAUGUUUUAAAAUCACAAUCCAAAGAAAGUAACAUUUGUUUUUCUUCUCUUGUCUGAGGGAUGAGUCGCACCACCAAAGUGAUUCUCUAGUUCUCAGCCCAUGACCUUUUUUUAUUGAAUCUGUAAUGAUCAUAUACUCAUUUGAUCUGUAAAUUCCAACUUUUAAAAUUGUUGUAAACUGAAAAACCUGAGCUUUUAGCUGGACAAAUCUGAAGGAAAUCACGACUGUGCAGCUACAAGAGGGAUGAGUUCAUCUUGUGAUGUCAUACCCGAUGGUGAAUCUUUGGGGAGAACUGGAUUAAAACAGUUUAGCAGAUUUGGGUCUGAAGCUAAAAGGCAGUGACUAUUUUAUAUUGCAUUGUUAUGAUGGUUUAAACCAUUUCAUGGGCCCUUCCAUCUGAAAGCACUUGUAGGUGUGUGUUCCAGGCAUUAGCUUGUGUGUGGGGUCAACACUGAGCCUGGGACGGCCUGCCUUUCGCAGGCGAGUACAGUCGAUGCUCAUCAGCAGUCGCCGUGGCGAUCGUCUCACGUGUUGUGCUCUGAUUGGCCGCUCAUGAAACAUUUUGUUCGACCUCAUUGUGUGUUCACCCUGCCACUCAGACGCAGGAUUUAAAGACCCCGUUAGCUUUGAAACUGGAGCACUCCAACAGUUUGGGGGAUUAAACCAUGGGGACCAAACUGGUUUCACACUAGGUGUGUAUGUGUGUGUGUGUGUGUGUGUGUGUGUGUGUGUGUGUGUGUGUGUGUGUGUGUGUGUCGCAUUUCAGUUCAAUCGCACCACUUCACUACAAAUAGCUGCAAAACAAGAACAGGACUGUCUCCACACUGACACCCACAUCGGAAUAACCCUGAUUAUUUGAAUUCCCUAGUACAGGCCGGCUCAUAAUGUCAUUUUUGAAGUGCAAUUGUAAUUUCUUUUUGUUUGCUCCUGUGCAUGGGAGUUUGAAUCUCUGCUGUUAAAUGCCUGCAUCUGCACAGUGCUAGCCGGCCUUCUGUGGCCCCCUGCCCCGUCCGGGGGACCCGGACACGGCGCCGUCUGCAUGUUUCGUGCCCGCGCGCGUGAAGCGGCCAGCGAGCCGAACCCGAGUCUCGUCCUCGUCUUUGCCAGAUGUGCCAAUACACAUCCUGUCCUUACGGACAUCUUGUUUUGCUUGUGUGUCUUAAGCUUAAAAAUGCCUUUUUCUUUCUGUUCACUGGUCUUAUUUUAAAGUUACAGGACACAAAAAGGGAUGUUUGGACGUAUGGCUCAACGUGCCGUUCGAUGCAGCUUCAACUUUUUUUUUUUGCCAUGAAUUUGCUCGUCACAGGCGUGUGUGUGUGUGUGUGUGACACACUCACUGUUUGCUGUUCACAUGUAGAAGCGGUAUAUUAUGCGUCCGUGUUCUGUAAUGUCCGCUGUUGUGCUCACAUGCUGGUGUGAAAAGGAGAGCGAGUGAACUCUGUAUAUACAAGUGAGUUCAGUCUGCAGUGAACGUCUCACUGUCGAGCUGCUCCUGGGCCCAAGGGAGUCCUGUUUGCGCUUUAGCCUUAAACAUUUCAGGCCCAAAAGCCUCUUUGGACUCGCCUCCUCCUCUUCCUCCCUCUGGACUGUGGAGGAAGAAGAGAGGAGUGCAGCUCCAGUUCCCCCUCUCCCGGCCCUGUGCUGUGUGGCUCACGACGAGCCGAGGUCCCAGUUGCUGUAUUUUUGCCCGUGAGUUGAGUGGCACCUUAUUUUUGUUGUUGUUGUUGCUGUUUUUAAAACGGGUGACGUGUUUGUGUCAUUAAUGAGUGCCCCGGGCCAAGGUGACCAGCAGCCAUGUUGGUACUGUAUGUGGACUUGGAGUACCGGAUAGACCAUUAUUCCUCAGUGUCUCGUGUUAUCUGCAUGUGAUCAGGGCGGGAAAUGAACAGCAGCCUGUGAAUGUUGAUACAAGUUGACUGGCUAUAAACAUGAUCUGCUAUUCAUUUAGUAGACUAAUAAACUAAAGACAACUUCUCAUCAGGUCCACUUGCAUUUCAAAAAACAUCCCAAUGUGAAAGUGAAAGGUUGCUGUUGGUCAGCCAGUCGCUGGCGGAUGAAGUUCAUUUCUUGUCCUGCAUGUGAUAACUGUGGGCUUUGUUUUAUGCACUUUAAUCCAUCUCUCCUCAAGAUAUUGAAAUAAUAUAUAUACGUAUAUAUGUAUAUCUAUUAUAUAUGUGCAAACGUGUAUACACUCAAUCCAGGGUUUCAGUCUCUUUAAAGUAGUAAUUAUAUGUGAUGUCACAUCCAACACAACGCUAUUUUUGUUAGUCUCAAAGGGUACAGCUAUAUAUUUUUUCUUUUCAAAACCAAAAAAAAAAAUGUUACGGGGGUCUGGAAGGUCUCAGGAGUUUAUCAAAAGGCCACAUUUAAAUAAAAUGGCAGCACCAACAUUUCUGUUAGUCAGAAUUGAUUCUAUGCAACAUGUUUUCCCCUCUUUUUUUCAUUUUUGGUGUUACCAGCUGUUAUUGAUCCGUGGGCACAUGCAUUGAAGCUGAUUUUGAAGGUGCACGUGCUCAGCCGCGCCCCAGUCAGCGGUUCUGUUUCUGCACCCUGUGGAAGGAGCGCUCAUGUGGGUGGAAUCAAAGGACCAUCCAUUUGUCAUCCAGUGACUGCCCUCCAGAGAGAGGGCCACACCGGGGCCUCUGGUGCAUGUCGGGCCCUUCUGUCCGUUUGCUGCUCCGUGGCUCUAAGACGUUAGUUGGUGUAGGAAACAUAAACCGAUGAUCUACCCCUGAUGAAGCUAUUCCGGUUCUUCGAGGGAAGCUGCUGGGCCAUGUGAUAACACUGUACUAUUGAUGUUGUAUAAAUGGAGAGACUUAUUUUAAAUCUUGUAUAUAUAAAAUGUACAAAGGUCAAAGCAAGAUGAAUAUAAAAACUGCAGAUCAGUCUGAGAUGUAGAGAGAAAUUAAUCUGUAUAUUGUUGAAUAAAUAUUGUGCCGUAAGGGA